AUGAGACAGUACGCUCCAGAUCAACAUGUAUUCGUGUCUGGCUCAUACCAUCUACAGAUUUAUGUCGAUACAAAUGACCACGGUGGUCACCGAGUCGCGCCUUACUUCAUACCAGACCCUGAGAAGCCUUACGAAGGCCUUGCGACGACCACAACCGCAGACGCCACACCGAUGCAAGACUGGCUGCCCACGUUGAACUGGAUAUAUAUCGAUGCGCAUUCUCAACAACUCAGAUAUGGCGUACGGGAAGACGCCGAUUCCAAUUUCGCAGGACCUUUCGACUGCUCUACCCAACAUCAACACUUGACGUUCCAAAAAUGGGAAGGCUUUUGCGCAGUAGAAGUCCAGCCCGAAACUUGGGCGAUCUAUUUCGACAUUAACGACAAUGGCAUGAAAGGGAUGGUGUCACCUGGUGCCAGGAUCCUAGAGAUCGAGCUCGAACGCAAGGAGUCAGAGAACGUCGCUGCUGCAUCACGCCAAAUCGUGGUCACCGAGACUGAAGAGCAGGAAAGCGAAGGAUGUUUUGAAAGGAACAGCACUUUCUCUUCAUGCAGUGAAGUUGACCAAGACCCCACGGUGCACACAUCAAGUAGCGUAAUAUGCACCAGACUUGAGAGGAAGGAAAGAAUCGUCAAGGAAGAGGUUAGUGAUCCGCGAUUCAGAUCAGUGCAUUUACUAAUCGCCUUUGCCCUGCGUAGCUCAUACUUACUAUACCUAUCUCAACGAUCGACAGCGAUAGUCUACCAGUCGAAGCACGCUUACUGA
Messenger RNA from Didymosphaeria variabile, 765 nucleotides. RefSeq lists its product as uncharacterized. The record is from RefSeq and is a predicted model, not a curated record. The transcript has 2 exons. NCBI's taxonomy places the organism in Eukaryota, Fungi, Ascomycota, Dothideomycetes, Pleosporales, Didymosphaeriaceae. Bases 1 to 765 code for a protein of 254 amino acids.